AUGACACCACUUGGACGGCUCUACCUCUUGAGGGCGCUUGGCGCCCCCCCUGUCUUCCUUCUGGGGCUGCUGUUGGCCCUGCCUCUAGGGCCCCAGGGACUCUCUGGUGUUCGCUUCUCAGCUGCCAGGAUAGCUCAUCAGCCCCCUCAGAAGCAUUCGACCCGUGGCUUCCUGAAACCUGCUGCUCACCUUGUUGGAUACCCCAGCAAACAGAACUCCCUGCUCUGGAGAGCAAACACAGACCGUGCCUUCCUCCGACAUGGCUUCUCUUUGAACAACAACUCCCUCCUGGUCCCCACCAGUGGCCUCUACUUCGUCUACUCCCAGGUGUUCUUCUCUGGGGAAAGCUGCUCCCCCAAGGCCACUCCUGCCCCCAUCUACCUGGCCCACGAGGUCCAGCUGUUUUCCUCCCAGUAUCCCUUCCAUGUGCCUCUCCUCAGUGCACAGAAGUCCGUGUAUCCGGGGCUGCAAGGACCGUGGGUACGCUCAAUGUACCAGGGGGCUGUGUUCCUGCUCAGUAAGGGAGACCAGCUGUCCACCCGCACAGAUGGCGUCUCCCAUCUACACUUCAGCCCCAGCAGCGUAUUCUUUGGAGCGUUUGCUCUGUAGAAUGUAGAAAAACCCAGGAAUUGGAUUCCAAGCCUCCAUUCUGACCAUUUUAAGGGUCACACCGCCUCUCCUCUGCCCAUUCCCCACCAAAACCACCCAGAGCUCUCACAGAAGGAGUCUGAGGCACUCCAGGGGAACCACAUCUCCCCCGGGGCCACCCCCAGAUGUUCAGCUGAGGAUUCAAGCCUGCCUAGAAGUUCCUGCAUAGAGCAGGGUCUCUGUGGGUCUGGGUGGGGCCGAGACCUGGAUGAGGAGGGACAGAUGUGGGGAGGUGCCUGAGGACAGCGAAAGGGAGGCUAUUUAUGAAGGGCAAGGUUAAGUUAUUUAUUUAUGGAGACAAGAAAGAGGAGGGAAGUAGACACCAGGUGACAGCGAGGUCCCAGGCACAGGGUGAGGUG
Messenger RNA from Peromyscus eremicus (cactus mouse), 1007 nucleotides. It is a transcript of the gene Lta, whose product is annotated as lymphotoxin alpha. The record is from RefSeq and is a predicted model, not a curated record. The transcript has 3 exons. Lineage: Eukaryota; Metazoa; Chordata; Mammalia; Rodentia; Cricetidae. Gene Ontology annotation, biological process: immune response. Gene Ontology annotation, molecular function: tumor necrosis factor receptor binding. Bases 1 to 609 code for a protein of 202 amino acids. Gene Ontology annotation, cellular component: membrane.